Molecule: messenger RNA, 1002 nt
Organism: Fomitopsis serialis
Lineage: Eukaryota; Fungi; Basidiomycota; Agaricomycetes; Polyporales; Fomitopsidaceae
Exons: 5
Coding region: 1-1002 (333 amino acids)
Source: RefSeq, a predicted model, not a curated record
AUGUCCGCCGACAGUCUCGACAUUCGCGCGGCCAAUUAUAUGAUUGCACUGUAUGAGUAUAGACUAGCUUACUUGGCUGGCACCGCUGGGCAGAAUCUGUCGCCCGCGCCGGACGCCGACUUUAGUGUGGAAAUGAUCGGCCAGGCACACCAAAUGGUCGAAAUUAUUAAGGAAGCCUUUCUUCGUCGAAUUUUCGUGAAUUGGAAUGCAGAGGAUUAUGCGGAGGCUAUCCCGGCGGAAAUCUCUGACCGGACAAUGCCGCGCCUUCAUCGCGCCAUGAAGGAAUUCCCGCCCCUCGAACUCGGCGACGGUAUUUUUACACAGCCCGCCACCGUCGUCGAUGCACUGGGGCAUGUUCUGCUUUGGUACCUGCCUGGUAUCAUAACGGCCGAGCAGCAGGCGAGCGUUAUACCUUCCCUGCUUAUGGCUUCGACAACAUGGCGGAAUCACCCGGACAACUUCGCGGCAACCGGACAAUGGCAAAGCCUGGAUCCCGGGUGCAUAUCUUUCUCCCCGGGUUGGUACCAGCAAGGUCACCAGGGCACUACAUAUCCGCCACAGGUGUCCUCAACUUUAUCGGAAGAACAAUCUCCCGGCCGGGAUUGGUUCCGGGCAAUGACAGAGCAGCACGCCCUCAUUGCGGGCAUGCUCCGGAUAAUUCAUCCGGAGUUACAUGCUAUGGGCUAUGCGGCGCUCGCCUCAACUCGGAUUUGUCCCGACAUUGCGGACGUGCUCCCCUUGUGGGGUACUCCAUUCAAUGCCAUGUCCGUUAUCACCAACCGCCGAUCGCCCCUCCACCUUGACCGAAUGUCGGCAAAGGAUUGGUACGAUCUCCUCAUCACGAUUGGUGGGGACAACGACACGGUAUUAGAGCUCCCGACCCUCGGCCUCACCUUACAGUACGCCGGCGGGGAGAGGCUUUGCGUUGUAUACUACCUUAGACCCCAAGUACACAAAUGGGCGAAGGUGAAGAAGACCAGUUGGCUGACAGUCGACUUUUAG